AAAUGUAAACACUGAUCUAUACUAAUGGAGACCUUUGUAUGGUAGCUUGCUAGACUUUUUACUGCUGCUUUUCCAUCAAAAGUAACAUGGCAGAGCUGCUCCAUUGUUGCUUAGUUUUGUUCUUUUACAUCUUUAAUAUAUUUUGACUAUACCUGUUUAGUAUUAAACGCUAACCAGCUCCGCUUUAGCUAUCUAGGUUAGUUAGCUAGUGUUACUGCUCGGGGGUUAACGUUAGCAAAGACAACACGAUAACGUUAAUGUAAUCAGGUUAGUUGUCCCUUAAAUUAUCUAACGUUACUACCUACCGUAUCCUGAUGCAACCUGAUGGAGGACUACGACACGUUUGUGCAGCGUCGUCUCUCCCAGCUAAGGAGAAGUGAGGAAGAGGAGGAGGAGGAGGGACAGAGCAGACCUUCACCUACAUCCUCUCUCAUCAGCGUCUAUGGACGACCCAUCCUUCCCCCCCUGCUGUCAGGGGAGCAGAGGGAGGAGAUGCAGCGACACAGAGAUGCAGCACAGAAAGCUGCUGGCAAAAGAAAGUUGAAGGAUGAGCCAAGAAUGGCCUGUGUGCAAAAUAUUCUGCGCAGUGUUCAGCUGAGGAAGACACCAACACUGGAGGAGUUGCUUCAGGAGUCAGAGAUUAACACAAAAUCUUCAUAUCCCCACAACACCAGUGGUGGAUCACAGAGUAAUUUUUUUAUCGGAACAAAAGAUAAUGUGUCGCUCUCGCCAUCCCCUGUAAGGAAAGGAAAGGAUGGGCGUUCUCUUCCUCCGAUGAAAUCAGCGAUGUAUAGUGCCUUUUUCACUUCUGAUGUGACACCUCAACAGAGUUACAAUGAAGGAUGCCUUGUUGACCAACAUGACAGCCAACGGGGGUCACAGCCAAGUUCCCUUAAUGGUGCCUGCCACCAGUCACUGACCUACGAGAAUGUCAAAAACACCAUCAGUGUCUCCGGAAUGAUUGAUGCAGGGGGCGAGAGCCGUGGCUUUGGCUCUUCAGAGGGAGCUUAUGGUAUGGGUGGCUUUUUGCUUCACAGCACCUCAGACACAAUCACCAAGAUGCCAGAAAUUAUUAGCCAUCCUCCCAUAGAUGGAGAGGAAUUGGAGAGGAAUGGACUGGACUCAUCCUUUUGUUAUAACUUUAGAGCAGUAAAAGGCAUUUGUUGCACCUCAUUCCAGGAGUGUUCAAUCAUAUGUGACCUUUUACCAUCAGAAAAAUCUGAAAGCAGUCAUCUGGACAGCACACAGACUGGAGCUAACCCUCAUUCUACUACAGUACUUGACCUUGACAAAGAUCACAUUUUGGAAAGAAGUGAGGACCCAGUCUCUUUAUCAGAAAACAGUGGCUUUUCGGAUAAUCCCGAGUUAUCGGAGACAUCAAGCGUUCAUUGUUCUCCAACAACAGAACUGCAGAGUCAGCAUGAACCCACAGAAACAGAACCAGCAGACAACCAUGUAGAUGAAGCAAGGCCAUCUGAGGAGCCUUAUCGUCUGAGCCUCCAGGCCUUGCUGAAGAAAUCUCAGGAGUAUCGGCGGCGCCAGCGGAUGCUUAGGAACCAAGCCAAAAACACUAAAAUCCAGGAGAGGACUCAAGAACAGCCAAGAGCAAGGGCAGAGGAGCAGAGCCUCUCUGAUAAGGAGAAUGACGAGUUUCCUCAUAAGGUGACUGUGACUACAGAAGGGAAGAGAACUAAAGAGAAGAGAGGCACUUUUAUCCCAACAGUUGUAACGUCAGUAAAGAAAUCCUGGGAAAAUGAGAGGAUGAUUGAGAGUGACUUCAAUGGGAAAAAGACUAAAGUUAAAUCUGAAAGCAUGCAUUUAAGAGGAGAUGGGAAUACUAAGGAAAUGACUAGAGUCGAGGAGGCAACAACUUUCAAAAAUAAUAAGCUGAACAUGUCACAAGAGGUCGUAACAGAGCCGAAACAAAUCAGCGCCUUCGCCCAGCAACAGCAUCUGUCAACAGAAGUCUCUCCGGACCAGGGAGCCUUUAACUUGACCAGUGAGCAGAGUACUACCUAUACCAAAGGUGUCUUUAAAGGAAUAGGGAAAUAUCACACUAUCCCAGCCCCUAAUUUCUGUAUGAGUCCUGUUCAUUGCAAAAGCAAAGGCAGUGUCAGAGAUUUGGAAACUGUUGAUGCGGCUGAGACCUCAAAGGGGAAAUUUGAUGGCAAUGCUGGCUUGAAUGAAGAACACAAUGUUGAAGAAAAAGGUAACCUGGGAUAUCAAAACAACCACGCAGCAGUUCCUUGUUUGGCUGUGAAUCUCAUGGUUGAAGGCAAUGCAACAAACGUUUUAGCCAAGAGUUCAGAGCACAUAGAUCAGCUUGAGUCAAACCUAUCCAGACUAAAAGUACUGAUCUCAGAUCUGGAGUCCACAGUGAAAGAAAACUUGGAGAAUCACAGCCAAACUGAGAGCAUCACGCAAAGUGAGUUCAGUUUUAAAGGUGUAGAGAACUCUGAGCAAAGUAAAAAUGAUCAACAUAUGCAGCUACAUCAAAAUGAUUGUGACUAUUGGGGGGACAGGCUGAGGGAUAGUGACGUUGAUACUAAUGAUGCAGAAUACAGGGAGUGGCCAAGAGGAGAAUUGUUUGACAAUAUCAAAAACAUGCGCGAAGAUACAGGACCUGAACCCAUCUUCAGUGACGCAGAAUAUAUUCCUCUCAUCAUGCAGGAAAAAGGAAAAGAGCCAGUUGACUUAAGAGAGAUUAGGCUAGUCCAAACCUUAGCUACAGAGAGAGUAAAGGAAAAAGGAACAGUUGAACAGGGACUUAGGAAGACCUAUGGACCACAUGGCAGCUGCAGAAAGCAGCAGCCACCAGCUAGGUGUAUCCUGUCUGCAGUACAGCAGAUGCGUAUUCCUGAUGCAUUCAGAAAUGUUCCAUCUGAAACCAUGGCUCCAUGUAACGUGUCAGUGCUUUCGGAUACCAGUAACCAUCCAGUGGAAAGGAGGAAUGAGAUGGCUGUGGAAGGUCAUGAUUCUCUCAACCGGUCAUAUAAUGUGGACAGACCAUCAGGCCUGUGGCUCCUCGAAAGGUCAGGGUCUGACUUGGGCUCAAAAAGUCACCUUGUUCAGGAGAAGCACCUGACCCCAGAGGAAUGGUGUGAAGGUCAAGGUGGGGUAUCCAAGGUCAAACGGAGACUGCUCAUGCACGCGACAGAGGAGACAGAAAAGAGUGCAGAUACCAGCAGAGGAACGGGCUGUGUGGUCAGACCCAGUUCCAGCACUCCUAGAGCAGCAGUACGGUUGAAUGAAGGCCAAGACCGUCAAGAGAACAAGCAAGAGCAAUUGAAACAGGCCCAUGCUGCUCAGGUCAGAGCCUUGCAAGAUGAGCACAGGAGACAACAGGAAGAACUGCUACAGGCGUUACCGUUGCGUUACCGUCAGCUCCAGAGCGUGUCCUUCCCCUGCUCCAUGUCAACCUCACGUCUCGGGGACACGCUGACCUUUUCUACCCUCUCUCAGCCUUCCAGCCCACUGUCAGAGCGCUACCGCCCCCUUCUGUCAGCAGCAAUGAAAGGUUUUCUAACUCGCAGGCUGCUGAGGACGGAGAGAGUGGCGCAGCUGGUGCGCACCAUUAGGGACACGCAGCAGUUCCUGCAUGCCUUCCAGCAGCAGAGUCCCAGCAGAGGAGAGUGCUGUAGCAGACAGGACCUCUUAUUGCAGGACAGAGUCACUCUGCAGCUGCGCGCUGCACGUUAUGAGGUCUACGACAUAUUCUUUAGCCUGUCAGCCGGAGAGAGGAUGCAGCUCAUCAGAUGGGACAGAGAGCUGGCCAGGGAGAGAGAGCUCAGACGACAGAGUGGACACACAGGCCAUCCCAGAGGAAAGAGUUCUCUGUCAGCCGCAACACAAAAAUCACUGGAGAGGAAGAGAGGAAUGAUGAUCCAGAAAAAGGUGGCAGAACGACACAGGGAGGUUGUGAUGAGGACUGGACACAAGACUGGAUUCUCUGCCGAGCAGCCACUGGAAACCAAACGAGGACAGUUCCGAGCAAAUCCUCAGAGGGUCCUCAAGAGCACUUACUCCACUAGACCCCGAUGAUGCUUUCCAAAUUAGCCCCAGUGAGGACUCCUAAUAAGGCCUCUAGCGAUUACAUUAAUAUUGUAUAACCAGUCAUCCGAAAAUUUCCAAAUCCAAAAUCCAAAUUUGACUCAAAGUGGUGCCUGUUGCUGACUAAUAUUUUUGUAUUUCAUAUCUAGAGUGCUGGGGAAUGUUUUUUUUUUUUUUUUUUUUCUUUUCUUAUUUUUUACCCUCCUCAACCAGGGUAUAUAUUAUUAUAGUGACUACAGUUCCACUCACUUAGAGUAGUUUCACAUUAAUUGGAUGCUCGGUGGUGGGGAAAACAUAUCACCGCAGCCGCUCUGUCUGCAACUGAAAUUCUUUACCAGUCUGUUUCACCACCUUCAGUGUACUCAUGUUGAAGAUGUCAGUGGAAAAAUGUUUUGCAGCCGGAGAUGUUUGGCAGCACCUUUAAAGAUCUGUGCACUGUACCUGAAAGAUGAUGUAUAAAACUUUUUUCACAGCAGACAUAGGAAACGCACAGGUGUAAUGAAUAAUGAUAAUGAUGGCUCCGUUCCAGUGGUUCCCAACCUGGGGAUCAUAAGGUAGAUCUUGCGAGAUGAUUGGCAUUUGAAAGCAGCAAAAAUAUACUUAUGCAACACAAGAUUAUAGUUUUGUUUUUGUUUUGUUUGAAAUCUUUGCAUUUUCCUUGUGAAUUACUGGACCAGGCCUCUAAAAAUAUCUCAAAUAAAUCAUUUUGUUGCGGGAAAAUUACCCUUUGGCUAAUUGUUUACAACAUGUAUACAUGCAACCUGUGAAAUAGCUCACCCAACUGCAGUGCAACCAUGAU
Molecule: messenger RNA, 4849 nt
Organism: Xiphias gladius (swordfish)
Lineage: Eukaryota; Metazoa; Chordata; Actinopteri; Istiophoriformes; Xiphiidae
Gene: cp110
Exons: 10
Coding region: 325-4041 (1238 amino acids)
Biological process (GO): centrosome duplication; centriole replication; regulation of cytokinesis
Cellular component (GO): centriole
Source: RefSeq, a predicted model, not a curated record